AUGUCCAAAGUCUUCUCCCAAAUUUCCAAAGUCUUCUAUAUGACGUUAUUGCUUCAACGCAUGAGUCUGCGAGUUGCGCCCGUCAGGUCUCCUCAGCGACCAGUUCGCCCACUAGGCAGAGAACAAAACCAGCCCGCUCAGCUCGAUUUCAGUAGUAUAGAACUUACUCCAAGUCCAAAUGCUGUCGAUAUCCGGGACCGGUGGCUGAGACCAUAUCUUCUGCCACCCCUGGGCCACGAUGAGAUCCCCAAGGUCUAUCAUCCGUUUACGCUACAGUACAUCACCACUAUCCUGAAGACAUAUCCGAGGCAUAUGCUCAAGGACGGUGGACUGCCUCCUAUUAUACAUCCCAUGCAAGUUGCCACGACAGAGAUGCCCCGUACUCUUGCAAACUGCUACAGUCUAGCCCGGAUGUGGGAGCAAGCGGCUCCUGGAAGCGAGGCGAUGGUGAUGAGCACACUGGAGAUGGAGAUGCAGAGACUAGAAAAUGAGAUCCCGCAAAAUGAUUAUGAACAACUCGCCUCCUUCCAAGCCUACCUCAUCUACACCAUCAUGAUAUACUUUUCAUCAUUUGGCAGUGCUUCCACCGUUACGGACAAGAUCAUGAUGACGCUGAUGGAGCUUGCUUUUCGCACCGCUCAGAAUGGUCUGUUCAGCAAAGCAGAGACCACACACUCUCGACCGGACUGGGAAUCGUGGAUCGUUGUGUCGGCCAAACGGCGCAGCAUCUUCACCAUGUACUUGCUCAGCAGUGUGUAUAACUCGGACCGAUGCCUACCAAAUUUCGUCGCUGAUGAAGUGGGCGGAGUGUUCGUGCCCGAAAGUCGGGUGCUGUGGGAAGCCAGCGACCGAGACACAUGGGAAAGAGAGUAUGACCGACAUUUGUUAGAAUGGGGAGACGGAAUGCUGCAAAUCUCGGAGCUCUGGCGAUCAGCGGAGACGGGGACUGCGGAGCGGCGUAGCCGGGUUGAGCGAUGGGUUCAGGGCGUCGACGAGUACGGGAUGAUGCUGUUUGCUGUCUGCGCGCACAUCCAUGGUUGCUGA
This is a messenger RNA of Aspergillus clavatus NRRL 1, 1044 nucleotides long. RefSeq names its product putative C6 finger domain protein. The transcript is spliced from 3 exons. NCBI's taxonomy places the organism in Eukaryota, Fungi, Ascomycota, Eurotiomycetes, Eurotiales, Aspergillaceae. The record is from RefSeq and is a predicted model, not a curated record. The coding region runs from base 1 to 1044 and encodes 347 amino acids.